This is a messenger RNA of Orbicella faveolata, 7775 nucleotides long. RefSeq lists its product as uncharacterized. The record is from RefSeq and is a predicted model, not a curated record. NCBI's taxonomy places the organism in Eukaryota, Metazoa, Cnidaria, Anthozoa, Scleractinia, Merulinidae.
AGGCGGUUUAGUUGUCUACACUUGGACAGCUCGGGCUUCUUUAAUUAAUUGCGCGCGGCCGAUACGAUUAUCUUUGCUUCUUCUUUCGUGAACAAGGUUUGACAAUCUUUGCGAGAGCAUCUUUGGAUCGGAGAGGUAAUGGAGAUGCUUCUAUGGAAAGCUGCGAGCCUGUCUAUCUUGCUGUAUAGUCUGGGAUCUUCAGUGUGCGAUGGAUGUAACGAGACGUUUCAAGCAGAUAAAGGAGGCUUUCAUUCGCCUAACUACCCACAACAGUACCCGGAUGAUCAGUACUGCUCCUGGAGGAUCACGGUCAGCCCCUCCCAUCAAGUGUACUUGAUGUUCACAAGCUUUAAUUUACAAGCUGAAAACAACACAGAUGCUGUUUAUAUGUACGAUGGAGACAGUGAGACAGAGAAGGUGUUGGGAGUGUUUUAUGGCAGUGAACGUCCCUCCAAAGGAAUAUAUUCCUCGUCAAACAGUUUACUUGUAGUAUUCAAGUCAGAUAAUAAGAGUUCUUCCACUGGUUUCCAGGCCGUCUACCAUGCUAUAAAUUGUUCUGUUUCCUUUCUGAAUAUUUACAUUCGAAGCGAAGGUUGCGACGAUCCAGGAAAGACGUUUGGUAUAUGUGGUCGUGCUUACAUCAUGGUUAAUGGAAAGGAUCAUUCGGUUCAUCGGAGGGGCCAUAAUGUCGUCAUUGUGGAUGCUGCAACAGGAGCAGUGUUGGCGUCAACAAGUUAUGACACUCACGGCACUAUCGCUCAAGGGACCGGAUUAAGCAAAUAUCUUAACUCCAUUACUGAAAAUAAAAUCGUUCUAAUCGCCAUUCAAGACGAGGGAUCUAAGUUUGUGAGACCAGCUUUAGGUGCUCUCAGGAGACUAGGCGCUAAGGAUCCCAUCCUAGUAACCUUUCGAGGUUCAUUUGCUCUAGCUGGUUCCACUCAGAACAACAAGCCACAUUGGGUCACACAAGACCAGCAUGUUCGGUACAAAGGACCCAGCGAGAUCUCUUUGAGAAUUCUUCUCCAAAGCCACCGACCACCACCUCUUGGAAUGGAGAAUGGUGAGAUUGCUGAUGCCCAAAUAAGCGCAUCUUCACAUUGGAAUUAUAAUUACGCGGCAACGCAGGGGAGGUUAAGUCCUAAACGACGGAGAAUCGACAGUGGGUGGUUUGCUCGUUCAAAUGACCUCAAUCAGUGGCUUCAGGUGGAUCUCGGCAGUUUUACCACAGUGGUAGGUGUAGCGACUCAAGGAAGGUAUUCAUACAGGUGGAGACAGUGGGUAACCAGUUUCAACGUACAGUACAGCAAUGACGGAGUGAUCUUCCAAUUUUAUACGGAAACAUGGAACUCCUCCGCGAAGGUGUUUAACGGAAACCAAGAUGGUGACACAGUUGUUUAUAACGAACUGGAUCCACCAAUCACAACACAGUAUAUCAGGGUGAGGCCAUUGACUUGGUACAAGCACAUAUCAAUGAGAAUGGAGCUCUAUGGUUGUCAAGGUUGCAUACAACCUCUUGGCAUGGAAAGUGGAGUGAUACCCGAUUCCCAGAUAACCGCCUCUUCAGUCAACAAUAACAAUCAAUCUCCAGCACGAGCCAGGCUGAAUAAUUUGGGUUGGACUGCAGCUUUAGAUGAUCUCAAAUCAUGGCUUCAAAUAGAUCUGGGAAGUUACAAAAUAGUGACACGACUGGCAACCCGAGGUUCUUCACAAUCAGUAACUGCGUCCUGGGUAACCAGCUACAGGUUACAAUAUAGUGAUGACGGAUUCUUGUUCCAUUUUUAUCAGGAGCCAAGAGACACUUCUGCUAAAGUGUUUCGCGGAAAUCAAAACGCUGACUCUGUCGUGUAUAAUAAACUCAGUCAGCCAAUCACAACGCACGUCAUCCGGAUAUUGCCUGUACAGUGGAGCAAAUACGUAUCAAUGAGAGUAGAAAUUUACGGCUGUCAAGCUUGUAUAGCACCUCUUGGCAUGGGACGGAAGUCAGUCUCUGAUAACCAAAUAAGCGCGUCCUCCCAACUGGAUGGAAACCACUCCGCAAUACAGGCCAGGUUGCAUUCCAAGGCUGGCGCUUGGUCACCUCUCACUAAUGAUCUUAAUCAGUGGCUUCAGGUGGAUCUUGGUAGUGCUACCCGUGUGACUCGUGUGGCAACCCAAGGAAGCAAUGCAUACAACGAGUCGGUGACCAGAUACAAGUUGCAGUAUAGUGAUGACGGAGUGACCUUCCAGUUUUACAAGGACGUUGGAGACAGUUCCGCAAAGAUGUUUGAUGGAAAUCAAGAGAGUGGCACCGUUGUUUACAAUAAACUGAGACGACCAAUCGUAACAAGCUACAUCCGAUUUAUACCAACACAUUGGAACAAUCGCAUUUCAAUGAGGAUUGAGCUCUUUGGUUGUCCAGAUUGCCUAGCACCUGUUGGUAUGGGGAGUGGAGCAAUCUCUGAUAACCAAAUAAGUGCGUCUUCACAAAAAGAUGACAACAAUGCGCCACAGCGAGGCAGGUUGAAUAUGAAGAUAAGCGGAGUCAAGCAAGGAGGGUGGAGACCUCUCAAAACUGAUCUCAAUCCAUGGCUUCAGGUGAAUCUUGGUAGUUACAUCCGUGUCACUCGUGUGGCGACUCAGGGAAGAGACGGAUCCGACAUGUGGGUUACCAAAUAUAAACUACUGUACAGUAUGGACGAAGCGUCUUUCAACUUUUACAAGGAAGUACAUCAAAAGUCCGCCAAGGUGUUUGAUGGAAAUGACGACAGUGCCACUGUUGUUUAUAACAUUUUGAACCCGCCAUUCACAGCACGUUACGUCAGGAUAGUGCCGGUAGAGUUUCACAAAUUCGUGUCAAUAAGAUUGGAGAUCUACGGUUGUCCAGGCUGCAUUGCAUCUCUUGGCAUGGAAGAUGGAGCUAUAUCCGAUGCCCAAAUAACCGCAUCUUCACAAUGGGAUGACAAUCAUUCCCCGGCACGGGCCAGGCUGAAUACCAAGAUGGCUGGCCCCAAGAAAGGAGCCUGGUCAUCUCGCCCAUCUGAUCUCAAUCAAUGGCUUCAGGUGGAUCUUGGUACCUGUACAAUAGUGACGCGUGUAGCGACUCAGGGUAGGAAUGGUCACAAUCAGUGGGUGACCAGUUACAGAAUAGAGUAUGGUAACGAUGGAGUGAACUUUCAUUUUUAUCGAGAACCAGGCGACAGUUCACCAAAGGUUUUCAAUGGAAACCAAGAUACUGACAGCAUUAUAUACAACACAUUGAAUUAUCCAAUUACAGCGCGCUAUGUCCGCGUAAGGCCAGUGUCGUGGCGAGCCUGGAUAUCAAUGAGAAUGGAACUCUAUGGAUGUCCAGGGUGUGUUGCACCGCUUGGUAUGGAAGAUGGAACGAUCACAGAUGCGCAAAUAACCGCAUCCUCACAAGUUGAUGGCAACCAUUCCGCUGUAAUGGCCAGAUUGAAUUUUAAAGCCGAUGAUAGCAAGGCUGGAGCCUGGUCAGCUCUCAAAAAUGAUCGUAACCAGUGGCUUCAGGUGGAUCUUGGUAGUUAUACCCGAGUAACUCGCUUAGCGACUCAAGGUAGAAAUGCAUACAAUGAGUGGGUGACCAAAUACAAGUUGCAGUACAGCGAUGAUGAAGGAAACUUCCAAUUCUACAAGCAGGUGCUCGAUGGUAAUCAAGACAGCGACACUAUUGUGCAGAACAAACUGAGCCCACCAGUUACAGCACGAUACAUCCGAUUAGUACCAGUAGACUGGAAAAACAAAAUAUCAAUGAGAAUGGAGAUUUACGGUUGCCCAGCUUGUAUAGAACCUCUCGGAAUGGAAAGUGAAGCAAUCUCAGAUGGCCAAAUAACUGCCUCUUCACAACUGGAUGACAACCACUCUGCAAGACAGGCCAGGUUACAUUUUACGAUAAGCGGAUACAAGCGUGGAGGCUGGUCAGCACUCAGAAAUGAUCUUCAUCAAUGGCUCCAAGUGGAUCUCGGUAGUUAUACCCGAGUGACCCGUGUGGCGACUCAAGGAAGAAAUGCAUUCAAUGAGUGGGUGACCAAAUACAAUUUACAGUACAGCGAUGACGGGGUGACCUUUGAUUUGUACAAGGAAGGGGCUAACAGCUCAGCAAAGGUGUUUGAUGGAAAUCAAGACAGUGACACUGUGGUGUACAACAAAUUGAUUCCACCAAUCACAGCACGCUACAUUCGGCUUUUGCCAGUAGAAUGGAAGAAUCACAUUUCGAUGAGGAUGGAGCUCUACGGGUGUCCAGGUUGCGUGACACCUCUUGGCAUGGAAAACGAAGCAAUCCAUGAUACACAAAUUGACGCCUCUUCACAACUGGACAGCACUCAUUCAGCCAAGCAGGCGAGGUUGCAUUCUAAAGCUGACGGAAGUACUUGGGGCAGCUGGUCAGCUGGCACAAAUGAUCUGAACCAAUGGCUUCAGGUGGAUCUUAGUACUUACACCCGAGUGACUCGUGUCGCGACUCAAGGGAGGAAUGGGUUCUACCAGUGGGUGACCAAGUACAAAUUGCAGUACAGUGAUGACAGGGAUACAUUUCAUGUUUACGAGGAACCAGGAAAUGAUGGGGCGAAGGUGUUCAUUGGAAAUCAGGACUCUGACACAGUUGCGUACAAUACCCUGACUCCGCCAAUCACAGCACGAUAUAUUCGAUUCAAACCCCUCGAGUGGUACAGUCACAUAUCGAUGCGGAUAGAGAUCUAUGGAUGUCAAGGUUGCAAAGCACCUCUUGGAAUGGCUUUUGGAGCAAUCUCUGAUUACCAAAUAAGCGCCUCUUCACAACUAGAUAGCAACCACAUCGCAGCACAGGGCAGAUUACAUUUCAAAGGCGAUGGCAGCAAAGUUGGAGGCUGGUCAGCUCUCAGUAAUGAUGUCAAUCAAUGGAUUCAGGUGGAUUUUGGUAGUUACACCAGAGUGACAGCUGUAGCGACUCAAGGAAGAUAUAAUGACGAUCAGUGGGUGACCAAAUACACGUUUCAAUACAGUGAUGACGGAAUGACUUUUCAAACUUAUAAGAAACCAGGAGAUAAAUCAACAAAGGUGUUUGAUGGAAAUCAAGACAGCAAUACUGUUAAGUACAACAUAUUGAGUCCACCGAUAACGACACGUUAUAUCCGACUAACGCCGGUAGAGUGGCACAGUCACAUUUCAGUGAGGAUGGAGGUCUAUGGUUGUCCAGGAUGUAAUGCACCACUUGGGAUGGAUAGCGGAGCGAUCACCGAUGCUCAAAUAACCGCCUCUUCACAAUGGGAUCACAAUCAUGCUGCAGCACAGGCUAGAUUACAUUUUAAGCAAGCUGGACACAAGCAGGGAAGUUGGUCAUCUCGUCCAAAUAAUGUUAAUCAAUGGCUUCAGGUGGAUCUUCGUAGUUAUACCACAGUGACAAAAGUAGCGACUCAGGGUAGGAAUGGGCAUAGCCAGUGGGUAACCCAGUACAGGUUACAGUACAGUGAUGACGGAGUGACAUUCCAGUUUUUUAAGGAACCACAAAGCAGUUCAGCAAAGUUGUUCCUUGGAAAUCAAGACACUGACACCAUUAUGUACAACAGACUAAACCCACCAAUUACCGCGCGACACAUUCGACUAAGACCUGUAGCAUGGUACGGACACAUUUCCAUGAGGAUUGAGAUCUACGGCUGUCCAGCUUGCGUAGCAGCUCUUGGUAUGGAAAAUAAAGUAAUCUCUGAUGCACAAAUAAGCGCUUCUUCUCAACUGGGUAACAGCCAUUCUCCAAAGCAGGCAAGGUUGCACACCAGAUCAGAUCAAAGCAAUAGUGGAGGCUGGUCAGCUCUAAGAGAUGACUUUAACCAAUGGCUUCAGGUGGAUCUUGGCAGUUACACAACAGUGACACGUGUGGCAACCCAAGGCAGAAAUGGAUUCAAUGAGUGGGUGACCAAAUAUAGGAUACAGUACAGCUAUGCUGGAGUGACAUUUCAGUUUUAUAGGAAGGCAGAAAACAGUUCAGCAAAGGUGUUCGAAGGAAACGAAGACAGUGAUACUGUGAUAUUAAACAAACUAAGUCAGCCAAUCACUGCACGUUACAUUCGGCUUUUACCCAUUGAAUGGCAUAACCAUAUAUCAAUGCGAAUAGAAAUCUAUGGUUGCCCAGGGUGUAUAACGCCUCUUGGCAUGGAAAGUGGAGACGUCGCGAACGCCCAGAUAAAAGCAUCUUCAAUGUUGGAUGGUGAUAAUUCUCCGGGGCAAGCAAGGCUGCAUCAAAAAGCAGAUGGACGUAUGGCUGGAGCCUGGUCAGCCCAAACAGAUGAUCUUAAUCAGUGGCUCCAAGUGGAUUUCGGUAGCUACACCAAAGUGUCACGUGUUGCAACUCAAGGGAAGAAUGGGUUCAACCAGUGGGUGACAAAGUACAAGAUACAGUACAGUAAUGACGGUGAAAACUUUUGGGUGUACAAGGAGCCAGGGACCAGCUUAGCAAAGGUGUUUCGUGGAAAUCAAAAUAGCGAUACCGUCGUUUACAACAUUUUGAGACUACCCUUUACAGCUCGCUACAUCCGAUUCGUACCAGUUGAUUGGCACAAUCACAUAUCAAUGAGGAUUGAGAUCUACGGUUGUCCAGGUUGCGCUGCAGCACUGGGCAUGGAAAACGAAGGAAUAACUGAUGUCCAGAUAAACUCAUCUUCACAACUGGAUGACACUCACACCGCCAGUGAAGCAAGACUGAAUUUUAAAGCAGAUGGAAGCGAGCGGGGAGGUUGGUCCGCUCUCACUAAUGACUUCAACCAGUGGCUUCAGGUGGAUCUUGGUACUGUUAACCGCGUGACUCGUGUGGCGACUCAGGGGAGGAAUGGGCGUGACGAGUGGGUGACCAGAUACAGAUUACAGUACAGUGAUGACGGAGUAUCGUUUCUGUUUUACAACGAGACUGUAAGGAGUUCAGCAAAGGUAUUUUAUGGAAAUCAAGACAGCGACACUAUAGUAUACAAUGUUUUGAAUCCGCCUAUUACAGCACGCUAUAUCCGAAUAAGCCCUGUUGAGUGGCACAACCAUAUAUCAAUGAGGAUGGAGAUCUACGGUUGCUUUGUGCCCACACCUGCUCCAACUUCACCAUCGCCGAAAAUGACGUUAGUUGCUAGUAUGCCAACAGUGGAGUUCCGAACGGAAGCGAAUCGAGGUGAAAAUAAGGCGAGAAAAGGUGUUAACGUUCCCGCCAUUGUUGUACCCGUGGUGCUGUGUAUUGUGAUACUGAUCUUGCUGUUGGUUGGCUUCUUUUUCUGGAAAAGGAGAUAUGGAAAGGACCUUAGCAUUAAACCAGUGGUAUAUAAGAGGGCAACCGAUGAUUUACCCACAGCAGCAGAAAACUUGUCCAAUGACCGAGAUGUUUUGCUGUUUCAAGAUUCCUAAGACAUUCUGCAACGACAAAGACAGAUAGCUCUGACACCACGAUCAUCCUGAUAACCACGUUUUAAGUUUACUAUGUUAACAACUGUUCACCGAUCAUGUACAACAAGAUGUACCUUCAAAUAAUUUGUUAGUGAAGAUAAACUGUUGGUCCAACGCUUGUAAUGCAAGUUAUUUGAACUGAAAUCGCUGGUAAUUUAACAUAUCAAAUGCCGCUUAAGUUAAAAGUAAACUGCCUGUGUGCUAUACUAUUAUUUUCCUUGCGACUUAAUUUUGAUAAGAUUUGGGCAGCGCUUUCUAAGUUUACACUAGCUUAUACGCAGUCUUGCUGUAACCACUUGCUGCGAUAUCAUUUAACUUGCAUGAAGUAUUACUGUAUGUAUGUUGAAGUGUUUAGUCAUUUUUAUCAAAUAAACCAGGAAAACACACAA